Penicillium riverlandense is the source of this 1683-nucleotide messenger RNA. Its product is annotated as dolichyl-P-Man:Man(7)GlcNAc(2)-PP-dolichol alpha-1,6-mannosyltransferase. The record is from RefSeq and is a predicted model, not a curated record. The transcript has 3 exons. NCBI's taxonomy places the organism in Eukaryota, Fungi, Ascomycota, Eurotiomycetes, Eurotiales, Aspergillaceae. The coding region runs from base 1 to 1683 and encodes 560 amino acids. Gene Ontology annotation, cellular component: endoplasmic reticulum membrane. Gene Ontology annotation, biological process: protein N-linked glycosylation. Gene Ontology annotation, molecular function: alpha-1,6-mannosyltransferase activity.
AUGGCAGUCAUCAAGGCAUUUGUCGUGUUUUCAACACUCAUAUCGCUUCAUCUCCUAGUGGCGCCUUACACCAAGGUCGAGGAGAGCUUCCACAUCCAGGCUGUGCAUGACAUCUUUAUCAACGGCCUACCUAGCUUCCCAGGCUUCGGUGGUGCCAACAACACUAGCAUCGCUAAAGAUGCCUAUGAUCAUUUUCAAUUCCCCGGCGCCGUGCCCCGAACAGCCAUUGGCGCUGCUGUGCUCGCCAAGCUGCUCAGCGUCCUGCCCGAGGGCUGGGUGGUGAACGGGGCGGACCAGCAAUUCCUGGCUCGAUUAAUUCUGGGCUUAUUCAAUGCCUUGUCCCUGACUGUGUACACCCACGGCCUACAGCGCAGCUUCGGCCGCGUCGUCGCGACCUGGUACACGGUCCUACAAGCCAGCCAGUUCCAUCUCAUCUUCUACGCCUCACGGCCCUUGUCGAACACAUUCGCCUUCGGAUUAACCACGCUAGCCUUGCGCUUCCUCCUCCCCAGCGCAGGAGGCUCUGCGCCCCCGCCGCGCUCCUCGUCCCGUCUGGCGCUGUUCCUUCUCACCGUCGCAGGGGUGAUCUUCCGCUCCGAGCUAGCUCUCCUCGUCGCCGCGCAAACAGUCUUCAUGCUCCUAACGGACCAGAUUAGUCUCAUCCCCGACGCUAUCCCCGCUGGCCUGGCCGGGUUACUCGUCGGCGUGGGCGCAUCAGUGGCAGUCGACUCAGCAUUCUGGCAACGUCUCGUCUGGCCGGAACUCAAUGCGUUCUUGUUCAAUGUGGUCUCAGGCCAGUCAUCAAAAUGGGGCACGCAGCCAUUCUACUUCUACUUCUUCGCCCUCAUGCGCCUCCUCCUCAACCCGCUGACCUACCUACUCUCCAUCCCCGUCUCCCUACGCCAGCCCGCAACUAAGCGCUCCGCAGCGGCCCUUCUCGUGCCCUCGCUAGUCUUUGUCGCGCUGUACAGCGCCCAACCGCACAAGGAGUGGCGCUUUAUCGUCUACGCUGUGCCUCCGCUAACGGCCUCCGCGGCCCUGGGCGCUGCAUAUCUGUGGAAUCACCAGGCGCGCUCGUGGUUCAAUCGCAUCGCUGCAUGGGCCAUGGUAGCUGCUACGGUAGCGUCGUUCUGCACGUCGACGUUCGUACUCCUCCCCGCCUCCGCGGUGAACUAUCCAGGCGGAUAUGCGCUACGUCUCCUCCAUGAAUCUCAGGAGAACUCUACUUCACCCAACAACGCAACCGUCUACCUAGGCAACCUCGCCUGCCAAACAGGUGCAACGCGCUUCCUCCAGCGCCCUGACUGGAUCUACGACAAAACAGAAGACUCAGCCGCCAAGUCCACCCCCGCCUUCUGGGAGACCUUCGACUACAUCCUCGUCGAAGCAAGCAGCGACGAAUCCUACCGCGACGCAGACGAGACGCUCCUGCGCGCUGCGCUCCCAUCUGCGCAGUGGGCCACUGUCGCUGUUGCGGAGGGGUUCGCUGGCGUUGAGCUUCUAAGGCCGGAGGACCUUGCUAAGGGUGCGGUGGAGGGGAGAGUGCUCCGUGAUCUGAUGGGGGAAUCGGCUGUCGCGUUUUACGAGAUUUUGCGGGAAAUGGCUAGGACGAUGGUUUUGUGGGGGUGGUGGGUUGAGUUGAAGGUGAGGCCGAGGGUUAAGGUGUUGAUGCGGGUGAGAUAG